ACGAUUAUUGUGAAGGUGUAUAGAAAAGUCUAGUAGUCUGUGAGCCCGUACUUUAAGAUAAAAAGGAAGUUCUGUAUAUAAAAAAUAACUUUAUAAGGACGUAUAAUUAAUCAGACACUUCAACACCAUCAAACCACAACACCCUUGCGAAGAAACAAGAACUGAUUAGUAACCAAGUUAGUAAGGAGAAUUGAAGAUGUUGUUGCUGUAUGUGGCUAUAGCUGUUGUGACGUUUGUUGUGGUGAGGUACGUGAGGAGAAACAUUCAGUACAGGAAACUGUUUUUUCAGCUACCCAUAGCAGCGGAUUAUAGGUAUACUACGGGAACAUUGCACGCAUUCCCGGGGAACAAUGAGGAGGGCAUGGCGUUCAACUUCGUGAAGGCACAGAAAAACUGUUACUGUCAUGUGGAGUGGAUUGGACCAGUAACGCCAGUAAUCGUGGCCUACCAUCCAGAAUCGAUACGGCCCAUACUAAAAUCAUCAGCGGCCAAGUCACGUGGUUCCAUCCUGUCCACGCCCUACGACAUGGGCUUACGCUGGCUAGGCGAGGGCUUGCUGAUCUCCAACGGCGGGAAAUGGGCGAGAAGUCGUCGUCUGCUGACCCCCGCCUUCCAUUUCGACAUUCUCAAACAGUAUGUGGACAUUUACAACACGUGCGCUGACAUUAUGCUCAACAAAAUGCAAAAAUUGUCCAAGAAAAAAGAACCGUUUGACAUCUACUCACUCAUCAACUUGGAUGCUCUUGACGUCAUCCUGAGAUGUGCGUUUUCUUACCAGUCCAAUUGUCAGCUUGAUGAGUCAGUGAACUCAUAUUCCGCCGCUAUAGGAGAACUACAGGCUUUAUGGGCAGACAGGGCAAUAAAGCCCCGUUAUCACAUUGAGUUCCUGUACAGCUUCACGGAACACGGGAGAAAGUUCUACAAACUUUGUGACGUGGCACACGCCGUGGCGGAAGAAAUUAUCGCUAAAAGAAAGAAAGAAUUGGAGAGCUCUUCUGUGCAAGUCUCUAACAGGAAGGUCAAGGAUUUCUUAGACACACUUCUCACAGCACGAGAUGAAGACGGCAAUGGAAUGACGGCGUUAGAGAUACGAAACGAGGUGGACACUUUCUUGUUUGAAGGCCACGACACGACGGCCAGCGGGAUGACGUGGACACUGUACGAGCUGGCCAAACACCCAGAGCACCAGGAGAGGAUUUACGACGAGGUCAAGGACGUCUUGGACGGCAGGGAGCAUCUGGACUGGAAUGAUCUACCAAAGCUGGAGUUCACAACGAUGUGCAUCAAAGAGGGACUGAGGCUCCACUCAGCUGUUCCAUUUAUCGAGAGGACUACGGUAGAAGAGUGCGAGAUUAAUGGGCAUGUACUUCCGCCAGGGACCAGAGUUGCAAUCCAGCUGUGGAUACUACACCACAAUCCACACAUUUGGGAGGAUCCACACGUUUACAACCCAGAGAGGUUUCACCCAGACAACCAGGCCAACAUGGAUCCGUUCCAGUUCCUUCCGUUCUCCGCGGGGUCAAGAAACUGUAUAGGCCAGAACUUCGCUAUGAAUGAAAUGAAGACAACAAUAGCCAGAAUAAUUAGCAAAUUUAAGCUAUCUGUGGAUCAGAAGAAUGAAGUACGGCGAGUACCUAUCGUCACCAUGAAGCCAGAAAAUAAAGUCUUGCUGUUUGCUUCAGCCAGGGAUUAGCAAUAUAUGUGACGGGGUAGCAUUGUGAGAGGGUAGCACUGUAUGGCAGGAGGUAGCUCUGUCUGACAGAUGGUAGCACUGUCUGUAAGAGAGUAGUAUUUUUUCAGCAUUGUUAGAGGUAGCAUUGUUAGACGGCAGUACUGUCUGUCAGUGGGUAGCUUUGUUAGAGUGUAGCACUGUGUCAGAGGGUAGCACUGUCUGUAAGAGGGUACCACUUUUUUCAGCAUUGUUAGAGUUAGCAUUGUUAGAGUGUAGCUUUGUUAGGGGUAGCAUUGUUAGAGUGUAGCUUUGUUAGAGGUAGCAUUGUUAGAGUGUAGCUUUGUUAGAGUGUAGCAUUGUUAGAGUGUAGCAUUGUUAGAGUGUAGCUUUGUUAGAGGUAGCAUUGUUAGAGUGUAGCUUUGUUAGAGGUAGCAUUGUUAGGGUGUAGCUUUGUUAGAGGUAGCAUUGUUAGAGUGUAGCUUUGUUAGAGGUAGCAUUGUUAGAGUGUAGCAUUGUUAGAGUGUAGCA
Messenger RNA from Physella acuta, 2200 nucleotides. RefSeq names its product ultra-long-chain fatty acid omega-hydroxylase. The record is from RefSeq and is a predicted model, not a curated record. Lineage: Eukaryota; Metazoa; Mollusca; Gastropoda; Physidae. Gene Ontology annotation, molecular function: monooxygenase activity; heme binding; oxidoreductase activity, acting on paired donors, with incorporation or reduction of molecular oxygen.